GCCAUCUUUGUGCUCUAACUGCUUUACCUCGCUGGUUGCACUAGCCGCAACAGGAAGUAUGUCAAAAUCAAUAACGUCAUAGAAUUCAAGGCAAUACUUUCGGAGUGCACUACUCUCUAUAUCGGAACGCUAUUCGUAGUAUUCGGAGUGAAUAAAGGAACGCACCCUAAAUGCACACGUGCAAUCGCGAUCAAGUGACAUUGCGCCAUGCCUUCCGUAAACAGAAUCGUACAACCAAUUACCCAUAAGGGUAAGAAAGCUAUAUUGAAGAAAGAACCUAAAUUAAUAGAGGAUCUUAAGGAAGCUUUGUUCCUCAAAGGUACACGAACGUCACAAAUAGUUAUUGAUAUCAUGAAGGAUUUGUAUGAUCUGAAAAAACCUAAUGUACAAAUGAUGCAGAAGAAAAAUGAUAUAAUACCAUUUGAAGAUAUUACACCUAUUGAGAAAUUUACGUUUAAGUAUAACACAUCUCUUUUCAUGAUGGCUCUGCACAAUAAGAAACGUCCUCAUAAUCUUGUGAUGGGUCGAAUGUACGAACGUACAUUACUGGAUAUGAUAGAGUUUGGCAUAGAAAACUAUAAAGGAUUAAAGGAUUUCAAAGUUGAGAAGAUUACCUCAGGAUUAAAACCAUUAUUGAUUUUUAAUGGUGAACUCUUUGAGACUAACCAUGAAUAUGGCAGGAUUAAAAACUUGCUUGUUGAUAUGUUUCAAAGGGAAGAAGUCCAGAAAAUCAGAUUGCAAGGUCUCGAACAUGUUUUGAGUUUUACAGCUGUUGAGAAUAAAAUACUUUUACGCAGCUACAGAAUAUUUUUGAAAAAAUCUAAUACAAGAAUACCUAAGAUAGAACUUGAAGAAAUAGGACCAUGUGCAGAUUUACUAUGCAGACGCAAUAAGUUUGCUUCUGAAGAUUUGUUCAAGACAGCUUGUAAAAAACCUAAAGUCAUCAAGGUGAAGAUGAGGAAGAAUAUCUCUAGGGAUACAUUUGGAACUACAUAUGGCCGUAUACAUGUUGGAUCACAAAAUAUUAACUCUAUUCAAACAAGGAAGAUGAAAGGUUUAAAGAAAACAUUAUCAGAAAAGAAUAUCCAAAAGAGAAAACUCGCUACUGAUAAUAGUGAUGAUACGAAGCUUAAGUGACCACAGUGAAGCCAAUAAUUAACCCAUUGGUCAACAUCAUGAUAACAACAAGAUUGUGCCUCUUCAUUCUCAUGAUGUGGAAAUGCCAAAUCUAUUCCACCACUGUGCAUAUCAAUAGAACUUCCAAAGACUGUGCUGAUAAAAGUAUGUAUUACUGUAUAGAUCAAUACUGUCAUACAAAUAAAAAUAUAUUUAAUAAAUUUUGUAUAGUAGUUAUAAUAUAGUAGUUGUAUAGUUAUACAAAGUAUAUGUGUAUAUAUAUGGAUAUGUGUAUAACAUUAUAAACAAAUAUA
This is a messenger RNA of Pogonomyrmex barbatus (red harvester ant), 1430 nucleotides long. It is a transcript of the gene Non3, whose product is annotated as Ribosome production factor 2-like protein Non3. NCBI's taxonomy places the organism in Eukaryota, Metazoa, Arthropoda, Insecta, Hymenoptera, Formicidae. Gene Ontology annotation, cellular component: nucleolus. Gene Ontology annotation, biological process: ribosomal large subunit assembly; maturation of LSU-rRNA from tricistronic rRNA transcript (SSU-rRNA, 5.8S rRNA, LSU-rRNA). The record is from RefSeq and is a predicted model, not a curated record. Gene Ontology annotation, molecular function: rRNA binding.